Messenger RNA from Syngnathus acus (greater pipefish), 1308 nucleotides. RefSeq names its product suppressor of cytokine signaling 1-like. The transcript has 4 exons. Gene Ontology annotation, cellular component: phosphatidylinositol 3-kinase complex. Gene Ontology annotation, biological process: phosphatidylinositol phosphate biosynthetic process. Gene Ontology annotation, molecular function: 1-phosphatidylinositol-3-kinase regulator activity. The record is from RefSeq and is a predicted model, not a curated record. The coding region runs from base 384 to 1199 and encodes 271 amino acids. Lineage: Eukaryota; Metazoa; Chordata; Actinopteri; Syngnathiformes; Syngnathidae.
UGAAACUACUAACUAGUGGUUUUUUUUUCUAUGCUACCAUGAACGUUUCCUGUUUACCGGCUAUUAAUUCCCUAGUUAGUAGUCGUUAUGAAAGCUCGACGAAAGCGAAAGUCGACGCUUUCCCGUGUUACCUGAUUUGAAGUCACGUGAUUUAGCAUAACCCGAACGACAGCUGUGACACACCUCCUCUACGUCCCGGCUGUGCUCCUCCUCCAAGUGUUAAAGCGAAAGUAAAUCAUGACUCCAGUAGGAUCGAGUUGCAAGCUGCAACAACAGCCCUCUGCAACUCGAUCAACCAAGGGAUGACAUCAGGACGCUGCCAGUGCUCCUCUUUAUACGUGGAAUAGAAGAACCAUGGUGCCACAAAAUGGACCGAGCAAUUGAUGGCGCCCAGAACCCAGGUUUUGCUGGCAGCCAACAGCGGAGAAAAUGGUGAACCCAGCAGUCAUCCAGUGGAGGUUUCCCUAUGCUAUAGGAUGGUUAAAGAUAAGCUUAAGAGAACAGUAAGAAAGAAAAAGAAUUCAAAACAAAAGAAACAGAAUCAAGUUCCAGACGAGCCUGCGACAUCUCAACAAGUCCCGAAUACGGAACACGAGAAGCAGGAUGUUGCCGAGAGGCCGCUGGAGACGUUGGAAUGGAGCCACUUGCAUAAUCUCCACCUCUCAGACGAUCAACUUGAAACCUGGUGUCAGAGUGGAGCGGCCGCUGCCGACUUGCCCACUCACCAGCGUCCAUUCAACAGCUGGAAAGAGUACAAACUGGUGAAGCGCACUUACCAGCAGCUCCAGCACAGUUCCUACUACUGGGGAUCGAUGAACAUGGAGGAGGCACACAAAAUCCUCUGGCUGACCUCACCGGGCACCUUCCUCAUCAGAGACAGCGGGCAGUCGGACGUCUUCUUCACCUUGAGCUACCACAGCGACGACGGGCCAACCAGCGUCCGUGUGGUACUCAGAAAGCUGCUCUUCGGACUCUGCGGGAGCCAAAAGACUUUCGCCUCCCUUUUUGAUCUGCUGGCUUACUACAGCGGCCCGUCACGCAAACUGACCACACCGUAUCGCCGGCAGCGGCCUGAGUGCCUCAAGCAGAUCUGCAGGAGGGCUCUGGUUCAGACGUACGGGGCAGAGAACAUAAGAAACUUAGCAGGACUCAGUUGUGAGGUGAAAGACUAUGUUCAUGAGUAUCCUUACUCGAUAUAGUGGGAACACAACAUUAUAUAGUAUACAUAAAUGUAUAUUGCAGGGACUUGUCUGCCAAAAAAAAAAUAAAAAGUCUUUUGAUUGAAAUAAUAAUUUACCUUAUUGGCCC